Molecule: messenger RNA, 5681 nt
Organism: Strigops habroptila (Kakapo)
Lineage: Eukaryota; Metazoa; Chordata; Aves; Psittaciformes; Psittacidae
Gene: PHF6
Product: PHD finger protein 6
Exons: 10
Coding region: 311-1405 (364 amino acids)
Cellular component (GO): nucleus
Source: RefSeq, a predicted model, not a curated record
CUCCCCUCCCGCCGUUCGCCGUGCUCCCGCCAAUCGGGCGCCGCCCCGCAGCGUCGCGCCGUCGCGGCCCGUGCGUGCGUGCGUCCGCUCGUGCGUGCGUGCGUGCGUGCUUGCGCUCGGCGGCGGCGGCGGCGGCGGCGGCGCAGCGUCCCCUGCCCCGAAUGAAAGGGACGGUCCCGGCGAGCGAGCGGCCGUGAGCGACCGGCGGUGACGGGCGGCGGGGCGCGCCUGAGCUGCGCCUCUCCCCGGCGACACACCCGCCACACGGCAUUGAGAGGAUUGGAGUGGCAUUCUAAGGUCAUUUAAAAUCAUGACAAGCUCAGUUGGACAGAAAAAAGUCUCUUCAAGACAAAGGAAGUGUGGGUUUUGUAGAUCUAAUAAAGAUAAUGAAUGUGGACAAUUAUUGAUGUCAGAAAACCAGAAGGUGGCAGCACAUCACAAAUGUAUGCUGUUCUCAUCUGCAUUGGUAUCUUCACACACUGAUAAUGAGAGUCUUGGUGGAUUCUCUAUUGAAGAUAUUCAGAAAGAAAUAAAGAGAGGCACUAAACUGAUGUGCUCUUUAUGCCAUUGUCCUGGAGCGACCAUUGGCUGUGAUGUGAAAACAUGUCACAAGACAUAUCACUACUACUGUGCUUUGCAUGAUAAAGCUCAGAUAAGAGAGAAACCCUCACAAGGCAUUUACAUGAUUUUAUGUCGAAAACACAAGAAAACUACGCAUAACUCUGAAGAUUUAGAAGAAAGUAUCAAUGAACACGAGUUGGAGCCUUCACCUCCCAAAGGAAAAAGGAGGGGUCGUAAGGGAAAGCCAAGAAAAACAAACUUAAAAGGGCAAUCAGAAGACACUAGAUCUACGUCCUCACAUGGCACAGAUGAAAUAGAAAGCAGUUCCUAUAGAGACAGGUCUCCCCACAGAAGCAGCCCCAGUGAUACAAAACCUAAAUGUGGAUUCUGUCAUGCAGGUGAAGAAGAAAAUGAAGCUAGAGGAAAGCUUCAUAUAUUUAAUGCCAAAAAGGCAGCAGCACACUAUAAGUGCAUGUUGUUCUCUUCUGGCACUGUCCAGCUAACAACAACUUCAAGGGCAGAGUUUGGUGAUUUUGAUAUCAAAACUGUACUUCAAGAAAUCAAGAGAGGAAAAAGAAUGAAAUGCACACUUUGCAGCCAGCCUGGUGCUACUAUUGGGUGUGAAAUUAAAGCCUGCAUAAAAACAUACCAUUACCACUGUGGAGUAGAAGACAAAGCUAAAUACAUUGAGAAUAUGUCACGAGGAAUUUAUAAACUCUAUUGUAAAAACCAUAGUGGAAAUGAUGAAAGAGAUGAAGAGGAUGAAGAAAGAGAAAGCAAAAGCCGUGGCAAAUCAGGCACUGACCAUAAUGACAUUCCUCAGCAGCAGCUCAAUGGAAACUAGGUAUGGAAGUCCCUCCUGACAGAUCUGUUACCGAGACCGAAACGCAAUAUACAUUUAAUGUAGUUUAUUGCAGUGAAGUAUUUAAAUCUAGUGUAUGCAGAGAAGUACUUUUUAUUGGCAUACUGUAGAAAACUGGGGAGGAUUUGUUGUUUUUUAAAUCCAGCUGACUUUGUAACAGUCUAAGAAGGGAGGCCCUCAUUUCUAUUGCUAAAUCUAGAUGUAAUGUCAGAGCUGCUAAAUGCUUUUCUGUAUGAUUUUAAAUUUACUAUUGUUUUCAUCGUUUUUUAAACAGGUUCAAGGGACAGAGUUAUAGAACUGGGAAUGGCUAAGACAUCAUAACUACUAAUUCUUUUAAAUUGUUUUCUAAAAUCAGAAAAGGGUUAGUAACUUUUUACUGCCCAACUCUGUUAGAAAUUUCAUUGAACUGCCUGAAACGUUCAUGUGUGUGAGCCUUCAGUAAGUGGCAGAGUUUUACAUGUCAAUAUUAUGUAGUUUGUAGUCUGCAGUGUCUGGAAAAAAAAAAAAGAAACACUAUAUAAAUGAUAUGUAAUAUGUACAGUGUCAAAAGUUAAGGCAGACAUUGAAAUGAAGUAAGAUCUAUAUUUCUGGACUGAAUAAAAACCUUAAGAUUUGGAAUGUGUAAGUUGUUUAGUGGAUUCAUGCAACGAGGGAAGGUCUUAGCUAGUUUAAUGAACAACAUGGACAAGCUCGUGGUGGCAACAAGCUGGUACUUUGUGAAUUUUGCAUUCUCUUCAUACACAAGUUACGGAGGCUGUACAUGGGAAAGCUGCUCUCUGUUUUUGCUUGCAAAGCACACGGUAGAAAAGGACUCAGUGUACUCCAAAUCACGCUUGAACAUUUCAGGUUGUUCCUGUUGUGAUUGCUCAUUCCGCCCAGCAUUGUUUGCGGGAGAUUUACUUGAGCAGCUGUUGGUUCUGAGCUGUGAGCUUUAGAACUCAUGCCAAAGGGCUGUAGUUCAUUCUUUCCCCAAGGACCCAUCCCUUUCUGUGUCCCUGAUUUACAAAGAACACUUCACCAAGUGUGAUUAAAACCUUACUAUACAAAUGUUUGGACUCUGCAGCCCAAUCUCUUUUACUUCAGAGAGUUACAACUCUUAACUCACUAUGGAAUUUAGCCACCAUAUCUGACGUCCAUACCUCAAGUGUUCUGUGGUGUGUGGAACACUUCAUGUUUUGUCCAGAAUACGCAUAAAGGUCCCAUAUUCUGUAAGAAGAAUGAGGAAACAACUUUUUUUGCUAGAUUGGUAUUUAUUUUUUAAUCUUAUGACCACUAUAUGAGAAACUUUGCUUAUCAUCAUUAUUGUUUUAGUGAUUAUUUUUUCUCUUUCUGUCAAGUCAACAAUCACAUCAUGGAAUUCUACUUGCUAGAGUUUGAUGUUCCUUUAGGGAAUAAUCAGAUCUAGACUAUACCAAACUUAACAGAUCAGUCCUGUGACUGCUGUCAAAACACCUUGUCAUUUCUAAUGGCUACUAGCUUCUUCAAUUGGUCUGUUAAAGCACAUGCUCAGACUUAAAUAAAACCAAAAAGCUGAACCUAGUCCACAUGUUUGUCUGUUGCUAUCGCAUCACCUUAUUGUUUGUUUAGGGGUUUGACUUGUUUCACUCUGAACUCCCAACAAAACUCCUGGAUUUGAAGGAAGGAAACAAGCAAAAGACACUGAUUUGACUAUAAACUGCUACAGUUCUUCUGUGAUUGGUAUUGCAAAAACAGUUCAUUUGUAACACGAGUUUCUGUAGCAUUUUUUUACUUGUAUUUUUAAAGGAUUUAACGUGUGUCAUUUGUCUUCUUAUGCAUUCCCUUAAUGUCUUGAGGGACUCAAUUACUGUAUAUUGGAGUUUCUAACAUUUUACCUGUUAGAAUUCAAUCAAUUCUGUUUGCUUUCCUGGAGUUUAAUGCCGUUUGGAAAGAACUCUUUGCUGUGUACAGAAAACAUUCAGUUACUGCUCUAAACAUGAUGCCAUUGAUCAUUUUUAUUUUGUAUUUGUAACUUUCAAAAUUAAAAGCGUGACUUGAAUUGCAGUGACAGAUCGAUUAUUGCCAGUGUCUAUCAAGGUGUGCUGUUUCUCCUAGAACAUGAGCGUUUUUCAGCCACUCGGAAUAGUUUCAGAGUGCAAAAUACCAUCCUUCAAUGUUGAAAUGACUUCUAGAUGCGUGCCUCAGACAUGGCCCUCCCAUGGAAAACAGGCACUUUGUUUGCAGCUACUGUAUUUUAACUGCGGUUGCAUGGGGUAGAUCUGCCAGCAUACUGAUUGUAUUUGAGACUGAGCUCUAAUUCAUAGUGUGGCGGUUGCUUAGUGUAAUAUUCAGUCCAAUAAUUCAUCUGUUAGGAAAUAGAUUACCCCAUUCCAUGCCUCGAAGAACCAGAACAGCACUUUACCUUCGGGUAGCAGAGAAGUAAGUGGCUGGUUUACCUGUUACCUCUUUUGUGCUGAGAUGGCCUGACUCAAACUGUCAUUAAUUCCGAAUUCAUGGAAGCAAAGUCGAAAGCAAAACUCUUUCUUAUGAGCCUCAAAUGUGUCAUAACUGACUUCAACUCAUGUAUGCUGGGUAAAAGUGCCUUACAAUGUAAAAAUUGUAUUUAUAUGUUCCCAAGUAGCAUCACCUGCUGGGGAGUAAUUCUGUCGUGGUGUUAAUAUUUAGAAGAAAUGUACCUCAGCAGUGUAUUUUCUGUACAUCUCUUACAUCCUUAAUUGUAGUUUUCAAAAGCAUGACAAUGUAUGAUAGUAUCCAACAUUGACAUCAUUUUUUAAAGACAAAAUACUGCCAUUACUGUCUUUUUAUGUGUAUUUUAGCUUGGAAUUUCAGACGGUCUGUCUGAUGUUUUGGUUUGGUUUUUAUUUCGGUAAAGCGAUGUAAUCUUUGCAAGCGUAUAUUGAAGAUUCUUCUGGAGCAUCUACCAGAAUGUUAGAAGUAAAGAAAGUGCUCUAUAGGUGAAAUAGGUAUGUUUAAAUUAGCUAGUUAAAUUAAUGCAGUCCAUUUGUUACCAAGAACUUUUUUUAAUAGGCACCUUCUGCUUUCAUCUCACAAUCUGAGAACUCAUGAACUUAACAAGACUUGUCUUAGGAAACUGGUUUCACUUUAUUUAAUCUUUCUUUUCUUUUUGGCCUUUGGGCAUUUCUUUGCUCACAAGAGUAGUUUGUGCUGUUUAAGAUGCCUGGAACCCUCUGAGAAGGGAGGUUUCUCCCCAACUCCCUGUAUCUCUGUAUGAAGAGAUCUCCCCAACUCACUGUAUCUCUAUAUUAACAGAUCUGCGGUUGUGCUAUACCAAGAAAGGACUGUACCAAGGAAGGACAGGCAUCAGAAGGAUAUUGUUCAAAUAAUUGAGGAUACAGCUGGUGUCAUGCCAGAGUCUCACACACUGUAGCAGUAAGCUGGGCUGUCUGUCCAUUUCAAGGAAGGGUGAGAGGCUGGUUCAAUGGAGCGAGCUAGGAUGAGGUAGAUGAGGUGAUCAGAAGCUCUACUCCUUCAGCAGGGACUCAUCCGCAGGAGGUAGGUUCUGUGAGAAGGCUCUAGGAGUUACACCCACACUCCACAAAGUCCCAUCUUCAGGUGCAGAGAGCUGUGCUGAUGUAGGAUGGUGUGAGUACACUGAAUCUGGCCCUAAGAUAGGGAAUCAUGGAAAAGAGCUUGCUUCUUACUGCUGCCUGUGUGAAAAAUAACCUCAUGUUAAACCAGAGUGAAAGAUGAAGAGGUGAUAAUCUGUUUGAAAUAUCAGACUUCUCUGGCAGGUGAUAAUCAGUGCAUUCCAAAAAUAUUAAUAUGCCGAAUCAGACUGACAAGAAAAUUAAUCCUCAUUAGAUGAAAUUAAUCUUAAAAGAGAACUGAAAGUACAUUAUAGCAAGUAGUAACUCUUCUUCCAUGUCACCAGACUCCACUGUGUUAGUGAUGGAGGUGAAAAACCAGAACACAGCUCUUGAUUUAUAUACUCAUUGAGGCAGUUUCUAUAUAUGCAUAUAUAUGCACAUUCAUUAGCCAGCAGUGACAUCUCAACCCUUAAGGAAUCCUGGAGAACUGUUGCUUGUCAAAAAGCACUCAGGUUAGCCUAACGUUUGCAGCUUUUGCUCUAACAUACAUUUACAGUAGGUGUAAAGACAGGGAAUGUAUGAAAGAGGGUAAAUGCAUUCCUAUCUACAAUGUUAUGUAUAUUUUGUUCCUGUUAUAUUGGCUUUACUUCCAAAGUUGUAGUUUGCAGUAUUAGUUUCUUUUUAUUGGUAUCCUUGCAUAUAUAUAUUCAAUAAAUGAGUUAUGAAUUUCA